AUGGCUUCAGCUAAAAGCGGGGAUUACCGUCUUGGUGUCGAUGUUGGAGGCACAUUUACUGAUGUCUGCGUUAUCACACCUGAUGGUGAAACCCUCCGAGCAAAGACGCCGUCUACACCCCAAGACCAGAGCGUGGGUGUCAAGGAUGGUAUCACCAAGGUACGAAAGUUGCUGAAGUCCAAGUAUGACUGGGAAGGAGAGUUUUCAUUCAUCCAUCAUGGCAGCACCGUUGCGACAAAUGCGAUCUUGGAGUCCAAAGGAGUCAAAUCUGGGCUUGUAGUAACUGCGGGCUUCAAGGAGGUCCUCACCAACCGGAGGUGUCAGAUUCCCGGAGGACUGGGAGGCUGGAUCAGCUUCGUGCCACCGGAGCCCGUCGUGCCGCUGGAGCGGACAGUCCAAUGCACCGGCCGUAUCUCACCCAACGGCGAGGUGAUCAUCCCAUUCGAUGAGGCAGCACUGCGCAAAGACCUUGCGGACCUGAAGCGGCAGAAGCCCGAGGCCAUCACCAUUAGUUUGCUCAACUCGUACGUCAACGAUGAGCACGAGAGGGCCGUGGAAAGGGUCGUGCGGGAGGAAUUCGGCUCCGACAUCGAGAUCAUCUGCUCCGCUGACGUCCUGCCCGAGGCCGGAGAAUACGAGAGGACGGUCACGGCGUCGGCGAACGCUGUGGUCAAGCCGCUUGUGAAGCGGUACAUGGAGGGAUUGAAGAAGCUGCUACUGCCUGACAGCAAGACCAUCCGAAUCUUGAAGAGCGAUGGCGCUCUGACGAGUCUUGAGUUGGCUGGAGAGUUACCCGUCAACCUGCUGAUGUCCGGUCCCGCUGGUGGCGUCCAGGGUGUCGUCGAUGUCAUCUCGAAGCAGACCCCUUAUAAGAAUCUCAUCACACUUGAUAUGGGCGGCACGUCAACCGACGUUGCUCUCAUUGUCGACGGCAAGGCGGCUCUGAGAAGGGAGACAGUUGUGGAUAAGUUGACCGUCCGCGCACCCUCUGUUGACGUGAGAACCGUCGGAGCCGGUGGCGGAUCCAUCGCCCAAUAUGUUGACCUCACAGCUAGCAUGCGUGUUGGCCCAGAGUCCGCGGGGGCGUCGCCCGGGCCUGCUUGCUACCAGAAGGGCGGGAAGCAGCCUACGGUCACAGAUGCCAACCUGGUUUUGGGCUAUCUGCCUGAGACGCUGUUGGGCGGCGACUUUCAACUUGAUGUGGCUGCGGCCGUUGCAGCAGUAGAGAGUGUGGCAGACCAGAUGAGCAUCAGCACCGAGGAGACCGCCGAGGGUAUCGUCAACUUGGUCAAUGAGACCAUGUAUGGCGCCCUUCGACAGGUUUCAGUUGAACAGGGCUACGAUCCCCGGGACUUUGCUCUCGUAGCCUUCGGCGGUGCCGGACCUCUGCACGCCAACGCCGUCGGUAAACUCCUCGGCGCAUGGCCGGUCGUCAUCCCGCAGGCACCUGGUGUGCUGUGCGCGCAGGGUGACGCGACGACCAAACUCAGCCACUCCCAGUCAGUUUCUUUCAUCAAGGGACUCUCGCAGACUUCGCAUGAGGACCUGACUGGGGUCCUUGAGGGUCUUGGAAAGCAGUGCACGGAGAAGAUGAAUGCAGCUCUCGAAGGGUCGUCGUCUGAGAAGAAACUCACAGUCAAGUACGAGGCAGACCUCCGGUAUAAGGGCCAAGCUCUUGAUAUUACGAUCAACUUUAGCCCCGAGGAACUCGGCAACGGCAAAGAGGAGCUAGCAAAGACCCUGACAGAAAGAUUCAACACCACUCACGAACUUCAAUUUGGUUUCAAAUUGGACGGCCUCGAAUUCGAACUGGUCCGACUGGGCGCAACCGCUACGGACGCUUCCUCCCCUAUCGUCUUCGCUGAGAUCAACUCCGAGUCCGACGGCAAGCUGGUGGCGCCGCCCGAGGCUGCCCUCGUGAAGAAGAAGACCAUCACAGUCGAAGGCAAGCAAGUAGAGGCUAAGUACUACGACCGCGCGGCUCUUAACAAGGCCGGCUACCGCAUCGAUGGACCUGCCGUCAUCUCUGAGAUGGACUCGAACACUCUCAUCCUGCCUGGCUUCUAUGGUGAAAUCGAUCAGAUUGGUAACAUCUUGAUCCACCCGGCAGACGACUCAGUAGUCGCAAAGACGAAGACGUUCACUCCGGAAGCCGCCAAGGAGGAGGUGGCCAAGUCUCCGUUGAUUCCCACGCUGGUCGGAUCCGCGCUGCAGGCUAUCAGAAUCGAGAUGGACACCCUGGUGCUCCGUUGCUCAAUGUCACCGGGUAUCCGUGAACAGCAAGACGAGUUCAAUGUCGUGACCAACGCAAAGGGCCAAAUGCUGGUUGGCCAGUUUGGCAGCUUCAUCGGAGAGUUCCUGGAGGGCUGGAACCAGACCGGUGGAACCAUCGAAGAAGGCGACAUGUUCAUGACCAACGAUCCUUACUCAACAGCAGGUGCCAUCAGCCAUCUGAACGACGUGAUCAUUUUGCUGCCCAUAUUCUACAAGCACGAGCUGGUUGGCUGGUCCGCCAACUUUGGCCAUCUUUCUGAUGUGGGCGGCAAGGUGCCCGGAAGCAUGUCUAUCUCGUCGACCAGCUUAUACGAGGACGGAGUGCAAAUCCCUCCGGUCAAGUUGUACAAGAAGGGCGAGUACAACGCGGAUGUCAUGGACAUCCUCUGCCGCAACUCACGCAUGCCCAAAUGGUACAAGUCCGACAUCCAGGCCCUGAUCUCAUCCUGCCAGACCGCCGGCGCCCGCGUGUGCGAGACGAUUGACAGAUUCGGGCUCGAGCUGUACGAGGCGGCUUGCAACGAGCUCCUGCGCCGCAACCAGCUCGCCGUCUCCAAGCUCAUAGAGACCCAGUUCGGCGACGAGGAAGCCGUGUUCACGGAUUUCGUCGACGACGACGGCGCCGGCGUUGGGCCCUACGCCGUGAAGUGCAAGAUGACCAAGGUGGACGGCAACAAGCUCCGGUUCGACUUUGAUGGCACCUCGGCGCAGAGUAACACGUCGCUCAACUUCUUCCUGUCGCCGACCAUGUUCAAGAUGUUCGUGGGCUACUACCUCCUAGCCGUCUUCGACCCGCACUGCGUCGUCAACGAGGGCCUGUACGACUUCAUCGAGGUCGCCAUCCCGGAUGGCAGUAUCUUGAAGCCAACCCGCCCUGCUGCUCUAAGUUGCAGAACACAUCUUCUCGGCCGUGUCAUGGACAUCAUCCAGGCCCUGAUGGGCCAGCAUAACAAGGCAUACCGGGCUGCCGCCGGGUUCAGUGACAGCCCGCAUUUCUUCUACUCCGGAUGGACACCUGAAGGCGAAUGGUUCCAGCUCUACCAGAUCGCCUUCGGCGGCGUGCCGGCGCGGCCGAUCGGCGACGGGCCCGACAUGCACUGCCUGUUCCCGGCCAUCAAGUCGGUGCCGACCGAGAGCGUGGAGCUGGGGUUCCCGCUGCUGGUCGAGGCCAACGAGUCGCUGGCCGACACGGGCGGCGCGGGCUUCUACCGCGGCGGCAACGCCCACCGCACGCGGUUCCGCUUCCUCAACCGCGGCGAGUUCUCCCUGCACGACGACCGCUGGUUCACCCACCCCUGGGGCAUCGACGGCGGCCAGCCCGGCAAGCGCUCCAAGAAGAUCCUCUACCGCUACUCGGGCGGCGCCGCGGACCCGGCCCCCGAGUACCUGCCCAGCAAGUGCGACCACGUCAAGGUCCUGCCCGGCGACGUGCUGGAGUACAUCACGUGGGGCGGCGGCGGGCUGGGCGACGCGCUGACGCGGCCCGCGGACAAGGUGGCGCUCGAGGUGCACCAGAAGCUGGUGACGGUCGAGGGCGCGCGGGCCAACUACGGCGUCGUGGUCGACCCGGCGACGUUCGCGGUCGACGCCGCGGGGACCGAGGCGCUGCGCGCCGACAUGGCCGCCGCCAAGGUCGAGCUGCCGAGCAUCUACAACCGCGGCGGCUCGCUGGACGAGCUCCGGGCCCGGGCCGUCGCCGACACGGGGCUCGCGGCCCCCGCGGCGCAGUGGCUCGAGGACCCCUACGGCGCGCACGUGCAGCUGCCGUACGUGCGCGAGUGGUACAAGCAGAGGAGGGCCGAGGGCGAUUGGACGCUGGAGUAG
Molecule: messenger RNA, 4098 nt
Organism: Neoarthrinium moseri
Lineage: Eukaryota; Fungi; Ascomycota; Sordariomycetes; Amphisphaeriales; Apiosporaceae
Exons: 5
Coding region: 1-4098 (1365 amino acids)
Biological process (GO): glutathione metabolic process
Cellular component (GO): cytosol
Molecular function (GO): 5-oxoprolinase (ATP-hydrolyzing) activity
Source: RefSeq, a predicted model, not a curated record